Drosophila miranda is the source of this 626-nucleotide messenger RNA. RefSeq lists its product as uncharacterized. The transcript has 2 exons. Bases 106 to 333 code for a protein of 75 amino acids. NCBI's taxonomy places the organism in Eukaryota, Metazoa, Arthropoda, Insecta, Diptera, Drosophilidae. The record is from RefSeq and is a predicted model, not a curated record.
CAGUCAGUUCUCAUAAGUGUUUGUGACUUCGUCCCGUUCACAUCUAUUGUUUCCUACGAAAUUUAUUUUACUUAACAACAAAAUUUCCAAACCAAACGCUCUGAGAUGCCUCUUAAGUGCAUAAUCGAGUGCGUCCAUAAGAUAGCACACAACCUAAUCGUAGCCCGGCCUGCGGUGCCGAUUACAUGCGGAGGCUGCCGUGUGCCCGCCAAAGAUGGCCCCUUAACCAAUAUAAUCUUCUUCACGGCAAUCUUUUGGCCUCUGUACGUGUGCCUCUUGAAGGAUGCCAUCAUCCUGCUGAAGGACAUGGUCAAGAAGAUGAUGCGCGAAUAGUUGAAGCGACAUUUAUACAGUGAUCAUAGCUCAUAAAUCAAACAAGUCCAUAUAACACAUUCGAAAACACGGCUCGUUCUAUCGACCAACUAAUACUCAACAUGUUUGGACCAUACUCGUGCCUGGACCAGUUAGGAAUUCCAGCAUCUACGUUUUUUUCCUCCACAUUUUCGGGGCGUUGCUGUGGGAAUUCCUCUGGCUUCCAAAAAACGAGCUAUUUUACUACACAGACAAAAUAUUCGUACAAAUGUAAACCAAAACAUCAAAUACACAAAUAAACUGUUGGCAUCGUC